This is a messenger RNA of Staurois parvus, 516 nucleotides long. Lineage: Eukaryota; Metazoa; Chordata; Amphibia; Anura; Ranidae. The record is from the annotation of a GenBank genome assembly.
GCAGCUGAUAAAAGGCUUGGUGUUCUUUGUCUCAGGUGUCAGUCUCUUCUGUACUUAAGGUUGUUUAAACUGAAGAAGGAGAGUGCAUUGAAGUAUUCCAAAACAUUAACUGAGCACCUAAAAAAUUCUUACAGUAAUUCACAAGCCCCAUCACCUGGUAUGGGAAGCAAGUCUGUCAGUAUGCCUUCACCAGUGUCCCCAAAGCUGUCUCCUGGCAACUCCAACAGCUAUACCUCCAAUGUGUCCAGUUCCUCAGGUGGUACGUCAUCUGUAACUAUUCCACAAAGGAUACAUCAGAUGGCAGCAAGCUACGUUCAAGUCACAUCCAACUUCCUUUAUGCCACCGAGAUUUGGGACCAGGCUGAACAGCUCUGUAAAGAGCAAAGUGAGUUUUUUACGGAAUUGGACAAAGUAAUGGGCCCCUUGGUUUUUAAUGCAAGCACUAUGACAGAACUGGUACGCUACACUCGUCAAGGUCUUCAUUGGUUGCGCUUAGACGCCAAGUUAAAACAUUAA